AUGGGGCUGUUGGCGCUACUGAAGAAGCUUCGACCAAACAGGGACAAGGAGGUGAGGAUCCUGCUUUUAGGUUUGGAUAACGCGGGCAAAACUACGCUUCUUAAGGGACUUGCGUCUGAGGAUAUUACUCACGUCACUCCGACUCAGGGUUUCAACAUAAAAAGUGUCGUUUCUGAAGUCUUUAAGCUGAAUGUUUGGGACAUCGGAGGACAGCGCAAAAUCCGGCCUUAUUGGAAAAACUACUUCGAGAACGUAGACAUUCUCAUCUACGUCAUCGACAGUUCAGACAAGAAGCGCUUUGACGAAACGGGGCUGGAGUUGAUGGAACUUCUUGAGGAGGAAAAGCUCUCUCAAGUGCCUUUGCUGAUCUUCGCUAACAAACAAGACCUGGUCAACGCUGUGUCUGCCAGCGUGCUAGCAGAGGCUUUGCAGCUGCACAAGAUCAGAGACCGCCAGUGGCAAAUACAGGCUUGUUCUGCAAUAACGACCGAGGGGGUCAAGGUAAAAGUGUUUUUUUAA
Molecule: messenger RNA, 519 nt
Organism: Soboliphyme baturini
Lineage: Eukaryota; Metazoa; Nematoda; Enoplea; Dioctophymatida; Soboliphymatidae
Source: the annotation of a GenBank genome assembly